Messenger RNA from Solanum pennellii, 1085 nucleotides. Its product is annotated as membrane steroid-binding protein 1-like. Bases 138 to 821 code for a protein of 227 amino acids. The transcript has 2 exons. Lineage: Eukaryota; Viridiplantae; Streptophyta; Magnoliopsida; Solanales; Solanaceae. The record is from RefSeq and is a predicted model, not a curated record. Gene Ontology annotation, cellular component: endomembrane system; membrane.
CUAGUCCUCGCACAGCACAAUAAAAUUAUGAGUAAAUAAAGAAACAAAACCUGAUAAUUCACAAAUCAAGAAAUUUCUCUUUGUUUAUCUCGCCCAAACAGUAGAAGCAAAAGAUUUCAACUUCUUCUUCUUCAAUUAUGGCUGUAGAACUAUGGGAAACAUUGAAAGAUUCUAUUACAGCUUACACUGGUCUAGCUCCGACUACUUUUUUUACCCUUGUUGCUCUAGCACUUGCUUUCUACUAUGUUGUAUCAGAGUUGUUUGGUUCACCUGAUAAUCGUCAUCAACAGAGGCCUAGAGAUUUCGAGGAACAGAAGCCUCUGCCACCACCAGUUCAACUUGGAGAGAUUUCUGGAGAGGAGUUGAAGCAGUAUGAUGGGUCUGAUUCAAAGAAGCCUUUGUUGAUGGCAAUUAAGGGUCAGAUCUAUGAUGUUUCACAGAGCAGAAUGUUUUAUGGACCUGGAGGACCUUAUGCAUUAUUUGCUGGAAAGGAUGCUAGUAGAGCUCUUGCCAAGAUGUCCUUUGAGGAGAAAGAUCUCACUGGUGAUAUCUCUGGCCUUGGUCCAUUUGAGCUUGAGGCCUUGCAAGAUUGGGAGUAUAAAUUCAUGAGCAAGUAUGUCAAGGUUGGGACUGUCAAGCAGACAGUGCCAGUAAGUGAUGGUGCAGCUAAUGAUGAAUCUGUUGAAUCAACCGAUCCUGAAACCAAGCCAGCAGAAGCUGUUGCAUCAGAGAGCGCUAAGCCAUCGGAAGAUGGCCCAUCUGGAAGCAGUGUCGCUGAAACCGUGGACAAGUCUGACGGUGAUGUUGACAAGAAGGACUAAUUGGCACUUCGGAGAACAGUUCUAUUGGAGAUACAAAAACAUGGCUUUGUGAAGAUAUGUGUAUUUAUCUCGUACCAGAUGAAUGUUGAUUCUAGAGUAUAGACUCCUUAGGUAUUCGAGUUACUCUAUCUAAUUUUGUGUAUGAAAUAAUGAACAAGCCUUUUAAUCUCUGCAAUGGCAGGUAUUGAUAGAGCUCAUACUUGAUUACCUAUCAGUAAAGUUUACCUAUGUCUGCAAGUGGUAGUAAUUCACCCUUUAUCUCAA